Diabrotica virgifera virgifera (western corn rootworm) is the source of this 949-nucleotide messenger RNA. RefSeq lists its product as uncharacterized. Lineage: Eukaryota; Metazoa; Arthropoda; Insecta; Coleoptera; Chrysomelidae. The record is from RefSeq and is a predicted model, not a curated record. The transcript is spliced from 3 exons. Bases 266 to 931 code for a protein of 221 amino acids.
GGAAUCCAGUUCACGAGCCACUCGAUUCUGUUCUUGGUGUGCAGUGAUCAGUGUCAAGGUGAAGAACGGACUUCAUUUAAAGUGAAAACUUAAUGGUGAACGAAUCUAAAUAAAAGUUAUAGAAUUUUAUGCAUCGAGCGUACUUUGCUACAUAAGGAAUUGAAGAAGAAAAGUGCUAGAAUAAUGCCUUAUCGGGCUGGAGUGCGUACUAUCUAAAAAAGAUUAUGAGUCGUACGAGAAAUAAUAUGACAAUCAAGAUACCGAGAUGGAAUUAUCUUUAAUCCUUGGGAUAGUCUCUAUCAUACUACCUCAUUUUACGUCAGCUGCAAGCAAUUUUUCAACAGAGCAAAUAAAUAGUAUAGAAGAUACAACCCAGACUCCUUUGAAAGCAUACUUAACUAAUGGAGAGAUCAUUUUACUUCCAAAAUCAGAAUUUCCACCGAAAAAUGAAAUAUUAUUGUAUAAAGUAGUUCGCAAGUUGCGAGAUCUUUGGAACAACGGAGAUGAAAAUACUGUCACUGGUCGUUGUAUCCAACUUGCGAAGAGAAUCAGAGCAUUGAUACCAGCCGCAGUAUUCGCCAUGGGUGUAAUAGUUACGUUACUAGGAUUCCUCACCAUGUUUUCCUUGAAAUCCAUAGGAAUGCUCGCCCUAUUACUUCUAAUAAACGUCAGCGGGGCAGUAGCUAAGACCACCGCCUUCUUGGCCUACAAAGGUAAAGAGCAUCAUCGGCCAUCGACUGUGCAUUUCCACGUCCACAAGGAUGACGACUUCCAUGGUGGAUAUCCUCAUAUCGGUCACAGCAGUCCUGACGUUGACUGGGACAGGAAGUCGAGGAUUAAUCAGGAGUUAAUGGAACUAGAUCGUUUAGAGUCAUAUAAUUUGUAUAAUAAGUUAUUGAAGGAUCUUGCUUUAAAAAAUUAUAAAAUAUAACACAAAAUUAAAGGUGAA